AGAGAGAGAGAGAGAGAGAGAGAGAGAGAGAGACUCCGGAGACAGAGCGUGUGCGUAAAAGCGCACGAGAGAAAGACUGCAGAAGGAGCCAAAGAACAAAUAACGGACUUGGGCGCAACAGAAGCGGAAUCUAGCAGAACGACGCAGAGGGAUCCUCUUCUGGAGAGGGCAGAGAGGAGGCAGGUGGGCUGGGAUCCAGCGGAUCUGGCUGGGUCUCUGCGCCGCCGUCGCCGCCUCUGCCUCUCUCUCUCUCUCCCCCCCUCCCCACGUGGCUGCUCCAUUUUGCCCUAACUGCGCGAAGGCCGGAGGAGGGGGACCAAGGAGGAGGAGGAGGAGGCAUCCACUGCGCUUGGGCCGCCGCGAAGGCGCCUUUGCGGGGGUGGGAAGAAGCCGGGAGCAGCUGCCGAGACUGUGGGGAGCCCGGCGGCGUGGCGCAAGCUCACCUUUGCAAAGAGUCUGUGGCUGCAGCCUGCUCCCUCCCCCUUCCUGACAUGUUUCUCUUCGGAUGGCUCAGGAGGAACCAGCAAGCUGGGAUGCUCCACUUCUGAGCUCCUCUCUCUUCCUCCAUCCUCUACGGGAGAGCAGAACCAGGUGCCGCUGGGGGAAUAAGCCGAAGGCAAGGCGAUCAGCCCACACACUUGAAGCAAUGCGGUGGUGGACGAACGACUCUUUGCAGAAAGACCUCUAAAAACAUGGAUGAGGAACCUGCGGCCCUACAAAUAUUGCUGAACUCCCAUCACCGUAAGCAAUGCGCCACGCUGGCUGUAGCUGAUGGGCAGUUCAACAACAUCUGGACGGCCGCAGAUGGCUGGUGGAUGACGUGGGGAUGGUGACAGCCGGAGGCCCUGCUGAAGCCGCAAGAGCCAUGAAGAACCAGCCCCCUUCAGGGAACGCACCCGCAACACCCGUCAGCGCCCCUUCCCGAUGGCACCGGCGCAGGUUCCGACGCAAGGCCCCCUCCGAGGUGACUGUGAAGGGCCAGCUGCGCAUGCGCUCUACCUCGGGAGCUUUUGUGAUGGUGGGCGUCUCAGUGGUGUUGGUGGGCAUGACCAUCGCUGUCAUCGGCUACUGGCCUCACCGUGCCAGGUCCGGAGGAGGCAGCCGGCCGGGCAACACCAGUGCCACCGAUGAGAUCAAGAAGGAAGUGAAGGCCUUGGCCCACGCCCGCCCCUUACCUCACAGCGAGAAGCUGAAGCUCAUUGGGCCUGUCAUCAUGGGCAUCGGCCUCUUCAUCUUCAUCUGUGCCAACACCAUGCUGUACGAGAACAGAGACAUGGAGACCCGCUUGCUGAUGCAGAGGGAGCUCUACUCCAUGAGUCUGAGGCUCCCACAGGACACCAGCCAGGCAAGCAGCUACUUUCAGAGGAGGCCUACCUUGUCCUCCCUCCAGGCGAACGCAGACUGUGUGGAAGGUUGCUACGAGGUGGACCUCUCCUCCAGCGGCUUCCAGUCUUGCUCCAGCCCAGCUGCCAAGUGGCCCAACGCUUACAAUUCAAACAGGCUACAGGCCACCACCCAGUUCCACAAGAGCGUCUCGCCGUCCCUUUCCCUCCUGAGCGUCCGCUCGGAUUCUGGCAAUGCUGUGCCGGAUAACCGCGGCCUCCCUUUUGCCCAUGGCGCAGAGUCAGUCAUCUCGGCCGUCAAUGCCCUGUCUCUGCCUCUCAUUAAACUCAACAACUGUCUCCUUGAAAGCCAGCGAGUUUCUCGAGCAGCCAUCCGGGACUUGGAAGCCAGUUGCCUCCGCUUGCCAGAGGAGAAAGAUGAGGUGUUGAGGCUUUCGUGGACCGUCCUCCCAGGGUGCAAUGCCACGGCUCCCCGGAGAGGCGAGCUCAGAGGCAGCCAUGUGGUUAUUGAUAUGGAUAAUGUUGAGCCUUCCUCAGCCACCUCGGUGGAAAGACUGCUGAACCCCGAAUGCACAAAGAGGGGAUUCAGCUCGGACACUCAGAUCCCUAAUGCGGGUCACUCCAAGUCCCUGGAUCUCGGCCAGCCAGGGGUAGUGUUAGUGGCGCCAGUCAAAGACAGGAAGCACAGGAGCUGGCCUAGACUCGACCACAUUGGCCUGGUCAACUAUGCAAAACUGGAAAGCCGGGGCGAGUCUUCUGAUAGGCUGUUGGAGCCAGCGAAGGAGCCUAUCAGUGGCUUGAGCAGGGAGCCUUCCCAGGAGGUUGUUGCAGAAACGGGUUGCGGAAACUGACUCUGCAUUGGAAGACAGCGCGUGCUGUUGGGAUUUGCCAUGUCAUGCCUGGUGUUGCCAGGAGCGAACGUGUAUAUAGAACGUUUUGCAGCAGCGGCUGCUUAGUCAGUCUGCCAGUGGCCAAGCCCAAGUCUCCUGCCAGAGGAGAGAUGCCUUUGAGAUGCUGCUGAACAGAUUGAUUUCCUUCUCAAGGGCCUGCUCAAUUCUUGCCUUAUAAAGAUCCCCUCUUCAGCUUCCCCCACUCUGUGUGUGAAAAGAACUAUUUGCUUAGAAAUGGAAAGAAGACUUGGGAUUGCAAUGGGGCGGGUGGGAGGGUGGUUGGUGGGGGCUGGUACUCCUCACUACACCCAAACCCACCCAACCUCCCUUGGAAACACAGGUGGUAAAAUUGUGGGAAGAACGGGACGAUUGCUAAGGUUUCAGAAACAAUAAACUGGUGCCUCCUAAAAUAGCACAGGUCUAGUUUUCAAAGUCACGAGAUUAUAAUUUUUAUACACAGAUGCUAGUUUCAGAGCUCUUUGGGGCUAAACAUCAGACCUUGCCUGCGGUAUUUACCCCACCCCACCCCCGGUAGUAGAACAAUUUUUAUUUUUUAAAAAAUAAAUUCUUAUUGUUUUAUUGCCAAUCUCAUGUUCUGGGCUCUGAGAAAGCCAAAACAUUUUAAAGUCAAAAUCUUGCAAGUUAAUUGGUGACUUUUUUCUCCUUCCUGCCUCUUCCUCUGUCCUGAAUCACUGGGUAUGUACAUGCCAAACAAGGUUAUUAAAAAAAAAAGGUUUGCCUCA
Molecule: messenger RNA, 2976 nt
Organism: Podarcis raffonei (Aeolian wall lizard)
Lineage: Eukaryota; Metazoa; Chordata; Lepidosauria; Squamata; Lacertidae
Gene: TMEM200B
Product: transmembrane protein 200B
Exons: 4
Coding region: 827-2194 (455 amino acids)
Source: RefSeq, a predicted model, not a curated record